Vespula vulgaris is the source of this 1220-nucleotide messenger RNA. RefSeq names its product tetra-peptide repeat homeobox protein 1-like. Lineage: Eukaryota; Metazoa; Arthropoda; Insecta; Hymenoptera; Vespidae. The transcript is spliced from 2 exons. Bases 157 to 858 code for a protein of 233 amino acids. The record is from RefSeq and is a predicted model, not a curated record.
GUCGUUGUUCCUUCUUUCCUCCCAUUAACUUCCUACUCGGCAAUAAUUUCAUCGGCACGCUCGAGUUGCCCGUACGGACGGCCCGUUGCCAGUUGCGUCCCCCUAUAAAAGCCAGGGUAGCCCAUAGAGGAGCCAGUGUGCACAUUGCCGACCAACAUGUACAGCACCGAGAAACUGAAAGUGCUACUCCUGUGCAGCCUGGCUUUGAUGGCCGUGGCCGAGGAGACGAAAAAGAAGAGUGAGUCUAGCAUCGAAAAAAAGGAUGAAAAAACGAAACGUGGCCUAGAACUGAGCCUGGGUAGUCACGGUUUAGGAGGAGGUUUCGGCGGAGGUCAUGGUAUCGGAGGAGGUGGCUUCGGAGGAGGUGGUUUUGGUGGUGGUGGCUUCGGAGGAGGCGAACACAUCUCGACCGAACAUAUUCCGGCGGUGACAAUAACGAAACAAGUACCGGUACCUGCGCCGUAUCCAGUCGAGGUCGAAAAACAUGUACCUUAUCCGGUAAAAGUACCAGUUAAGGUACCCAUCGAUCGACCGGUUCCCGUACACGUGCCAGCACCUUAUCCGGUAACGGUCGAGAAGCACGUGCCCUAUCCAGUGGAUAAGCCAGUACCUUAUCCCGUCAAGGUACCAGUCAAGGUGCCCGUCAAAGUGCCGUAUCCGGUCAAGGUACCUGUCAAGGUUCCUUACACCGUGACAAAACCCGUACCCUAUCCCGUUAAAGUCCCAGUCGUCGUAAAAGAACCUUAUCCCGUCGUGCUCGAGGAUCAUCACGGAGGUGGCGGUUUCGGCGGUGGAUUUGGCGACGGUGGUUACGGUGGUGGACACGAGCUCGAACUCGGUGGCUACGGUCAUCACUGAGAUCGGGCUGUGAUAUAGCACAACGACCAACAGGGACCUCACUCUCCGAGUUUUUCCUUCUUCUUAUCCUUCCCUUCCUCCACCGCAAACUCUCUUCUUCCUUCUACCUUUCGAUCAAAACCGCGCACCAACAUCAGAGAGAGGAGACCACUGCGUAACGUCCCACGAGGAAGAGGGAAUGACGCUCGUGGGUACAUUAGACUCUAGAGAAAAAUUUCGCUCGAUAGUAAGAACGGAAAAAAAUGAGAAUGCCACUGGGAACGAUCCUCCUGGCUCUCGUUCAUGUCGAAUGCACCGAUAUUGUAUUCGCUGAGAUUCUACCCGAACAACCUGUAUUAUAUUAUAUCUUCUUUUUUGUAAAU